Messenger RNA from Laccaria bicolor S238N-H82, 1974 nucleotides. RefSeq lists its product as uncharacterized. The transcript has 2 exons. The record is from RefSeq and is a predicted model, not a curated record. NCBI's taxonomy places the organism in Eukaryota, Fungi, Basidiomycota, Agaricomycetes, Agaricales, Hydnangiaceae. Bases 1 to 1974 code for a protein of 657 amino acids.
AUGGGUGAUGAACACAGCAUGUCCCAUGUCAGCACCAAUUAUCUCCCCGUCGAGACGGACAUUGAAAUGCGUGGUGACCCUCCACCUUCAAAAACAUCAACCUGGCGCGUCAAUUUUUACAAGUACAGGCCUUUCGUUGUGCACUUCGCAUUGACGGUUCUUGUAGCCUCAAUCUGUUUGAGCUAUCUUGACCAUCGUACUUUCAAUGUCAACUCCCGUCGACCUCAAUAUCGAGAAGUUGAUGGCUCUGUUGCGUAUGCGUCGUUUUACGCUCCCCUCCAAUCCGACAUCACAACUGCUGUCUCGUUGGCAGCUACAAUAACACGUGUUGCGGGUGGAUGGUGGGCGACAGGCUACAUUUGGCGUAGCGCUUUUGUGGCCAUGGAGCAAGGAGGCAUUUCGACAAAAGGUCUAUCGCAGGCGAUUUCAAAUUGUCCCCCUGCACCUCGCCACUUUACUCGAAAAAGCAACAUGGUCAUCAUAUACGUCGCCCUUUUCGCCACUUUUGCUAUCGAUUACUUCUCCGCAGCAUUAACUGGCUCAUUCAUUUGGGAGACUGCAGUCACCCAAGUACCCGGGAAGAUACUACUGAACGGAAUUACAGACGGAACCGUCCUGAAAAAACAGAGCAUAAGCGAUUCAGUAUUUAUUGGCAACGACCUGAUCAAUUAUGAGUCUGAGAUCAUGAUGAUGGCUUCCGCUUCCGCAAGCAUCGCAUGGGGAACAUCUCAGCCAGACUCCAUCUUGAAUAUCACAGAACCCUCCACAACCUUUCGGCGUGUUAUCAAUGGAGCGCAAUACCUCUCUACCCAUUCUAUUCUGGCUAAUGUUACGAUGCCUUACUUUGCCGUGGACGCUUUCGAGUGGGUGCGAGACCCCCACCAGGUCUUGACGGACGGACAACUAUCCUUACUGUAUCAGAAUGCAUCUGGAUAUAGUCCUUUUCUUAUUAGAGCAAACGGGACCGGUGGGCUGUUACCCGACGGGCAGUGGGGAAAUGGCCCAAUGAUCAGAGAUCCACACAUGCCCAUAUCAGAAACACGACUGUUCACCUUUCGGAUUUGGAUUCCUUGGUCUUACCCUACCACGGCUGCACCGCUAUGCCCACAGAACUAUACGAUCGACCCAGGCUUGGUGAUCAACUUCAUCUCAGGCUCGGACUAUCCGGACGGCAGAGACUGUUUCGCAAUUGCAAAUGUGUCGUAUCGGGCUGGAGUGAUCAGCAGUCAAAACUGUAAAAUUAUCUCUGCGAAUGUCGUGGAAGCACAGGCUCCCUAUCCAAUCAUCGGAAAUUUUCAGUCUGCGGAGGCACUGGGAAUUGCACCACUCCUUGCAGCCAAUUUUUUCUUGUCUAACUAUGCUAUUCCCUUGAACUUUGGGACAAACAGGAACUUGGGCAUCGAGUUGGCUUCACGAGCGUAUCAGGCUGCAUGGGCAGCUUUGGCGGACUAUUAUACAGCCAGUGCCAAUGCUACGACUGUUCAGAUUGCCUUGCCGACGUUGCGUGCCGAAAUCACUCACUGGAGAGUGUACCUUUGGGUAGCGCUGCAUCUUUGGGUGUUGGCGCUUGGAUUGCUUUUCGCAUACAUUCAAAGUCGUUGUGAUCACCCCUGGGUUGAGGACCCGACAAUGGCCGUCUUCUGGUUGGACACCACAGCAGCCCUGCAGCGUGUUUCAGACCCAUGGCAGCCCGGAAGAGAGCUUCGCGAAGGUGGAAUGCUUAUACUCGAGUAUAACGAAGCUGGUCAGUGGUCAGUGCAAGACAAAAGGAGUACUACUAGUAGCCCGCCUGAGCGCAGAUAUUCGCAUUCAAUACCGUUACAGCCUAGGAUGCCUCCUUCAAGUUCCACGAUAACAGAAGAGGAGAACGGAGAACUUGGUGUUGAGAUGUUCGCCCGGACUUCUGCUCCGACGACUUUGCACCAUACCAGCUCGUCGGAUACCACCAGGACCCCCGAAAAUUUUGCAAAAUGA